Botrytis cinerea B05.10 is the source of this 2919-nucleotide messenger RNA. RefSeq lists its product as hypothetical. Gene Ontology annotation, molecular function: DNA binding; zinc ion binding. The transcript is spliced from 6 exons. Gene Ontology annotation, cellular component: nucleus. Lineage: Eukaryota; Fungi; Ascomycota; Leotiomycetes; Helotiales; Sclerotiniaceae. Gene Ontology annotation, biological process: DNA-templated transcription. The record is from RefSeq and is a predicted model, not a curated record. Bases 132 to 2132 code for a protein of 666 amino acids.
GAGAGUAAUUAGUGCUGCUCGCUGUCGUGGCGUCCCGACCCGCAGUAACAGAAAAGACAACCCUUCCUUCAAUUGUAAUCGGAACGACAAUUCAAGUGAGGUCAACCACCCACAAACUAUGGAUAACACCAAUGAAGCUAGAAUCCAAGCCAUCCGUCCUCACAGUGUCCGGCAACCCAUCAGCUGUGAGCCGUGUCGUCGACGCAAAAUCAAAUGCUCACGCACCCGCGUUCCCUGUGAGACAUGUCGUCGAAGGGGAUGUGCAAGCAGCUGUUUUUACAAAGGAGCUUCUAGACCGCGUUGCUAGUCUGGAGAUGCAGCUGGAGAAAUAUACUGGAGCUAAUAUUGAUGCGAAUUCAAAUGUGACCGGGAAGCAGAAAGAAGAUAGGGAUGUGCGUAAUGCUAUACUCUCACCUCCCGCAGAACCUACAGCUGCAAUUUCCCCAUACAACGCGAUGCCCGAAUCGACGUCUUCAUCCUCGACGAGCCCCCCGCCGCGACAUUCGCCCCCCCUUCCGCGAAACACGGGCAUCUUAACUACCCUCCCUAACGGGAAUGUACAUUACUCGCCCCGAAUCUCGCAAUGGAACUCUGUACUCGUGGAUACCGAUCUCGAAGUUGAAGUGCCUUCCUUGGAUGAGAUAGAGAAUUCCUUUCCAAUUGACAGUGGAUUUCCAUUCUCCGCAUCCUCGGUCUCGAUCGAUGGGUUGCUUUCAAUGUUGCCACCUACGCGCCAGUGCACGUAUUUGAAGGAUAUGUACUUUUCGGUGUUGUCUCCUUUAUUCCACAUACUACAUGACCCAACAUUCCACUCCCAGUACCAGCAAUUUAUAGAGGAUCCAGCCUUGACGUCGCCGUCCUGGCUAGCAAUUCUGUUUGUUUUACUGGCUUUGGCUGUGACGACUCUGGAUGAGAAUGAUCCUAUCUUGCGCGACUUGGGACGGGGCACAGAUUCUUACGCGAAUAUAAGAGUGCUGGGGAAGCGGUAUCGAGAGGGGGCGAUGCAGUGUUUGGGGAAGCAGGGCGUGUUCUGGGGGCAUCACAAUGUACAGUCACUUCAGGCGUUAAUUUUGCUGAUCUAUGCGAUGAACCAUAACCAAGAUCCAACUUGGACUAUUUUAGGCACUACGUAUCAUGUAGCAAUUGCCCUGGGCUGCCACAUUGAUCCUUCAAUUCUUCAUCUCGACCCCAUCCAAAGCGAAGAGCGUCGUCGCUGUUGGGCUGGACUGAGGAUGCUCUAUACCAUCCAAACUACCGCCCUCGGAAACACCGAAUCCUUUUGGACGUGCAAAAACACCGUCCGUCUCCCCGCCGACGUAAACGACACCGAAAUCACCCUCACUGAUAUCCAAACCCCUCUCCCUGGCCCAACCCAAAUGUCGUAUUUACUCUUCAAAUUUCAGCUGUAUGAUCUCGCUAGCGCUAUUUGUAGAGAAACAUUCACUUCCUCCAUACCCAGCGAGCGCACCAUCAAAGACCUCGAUACACAAAUUUGUGACGUGCAAGAACUCUGGGACAAGCGAUACGCGUUGCAUUCGGCACGAGGACCGCUCCCAACACACCACGUCGUACAUCUGCAUAUCCUGUACGGGUAUUCGCACCAGCUAUUUCUGUUGCUGCACCGACCUUUUUUCGCACAAUCUCUGCUGGGCCUUAACCUAGAUGUUCCCAACGACUCGCAGAUUCGGUGUCUAGCAAGCGCUGAGGCCCUCCUGGAUAUUCACCGCACACUGGUAGAGACUCCCGCAAAUAGACCGUAUAUGUGGUACACACGGGGUCUGGGAAGCUUCCAUGCAUUUCAUGCGGCGGUGGUACUGGCGGUAGCGCUGUUGAUGCCGGUUUAUAAAGCGCAAUAUGAGAGAUUUAGGGAGAUGCUGGAGGGAGCGUUGGCGAGGUUUGAGGGAAUGGGGGCGAGGAGUCGUGUGUGUAAGAGGGGAGCGAGGAUUUUGAAGCACUUGCUGGCAAUGCCGUCUCCAAAUCGAACACCGAUGGAGGCAGUUCGGGAGCAGGAGUGGGAUUCAAACCGCUUGAAAGGUUUUGCGACGAAGCUGCAGGCUGAACAGUGGUUAGGGCCGGACAGUAUGGAUUGGAAUGGAUGGGGUGACCUUAUGACAGAUGUAAUGGUGGACUAAAGGUUAUGCUUGUAGCACUAUAUGAAUUUGAACUGAGAACAAGCCAAGUACUAUGAUCAGAGAGACGACUACGACUUGCGCUUUUGGGAAACAAAGAUGCCAUCUGGAUUCUCGGACCGAAUUUCAAUCUGGAAAGAGAAGUUGGGGGCAAGAAGAGAAAAUUAGAACAAGCCUGGAUGAUGAAUUGACGUUUCAUCAUUAUCGAUACGUUAAGGUCCGCAAUACUUAAAUCCAUUUCAGUUCUGAGUAAAAUGGUACUGGAUUUGAAAUUUACAUCCGUGAUGGCGCAGGGCGGCGAGAACGGGAAUACCCCAGGAAAGUACUUGGGAUUGGACACCCUUAGUAGAAUGAAUAGAAUAAGUAUUCUUUGUCUUUUCUUUUAGGGGGGUGCUCCUCCAAGCCGCCAGACUCAAUUCCUUCGAAUGCACGGGAUCUCCUAGAUGUUUUUCCCUUUUUUGUCUACACAGCUACUCGAUCUAUUGUUUAGCACACACCCUAUUACAGUUACUCGUUCACUUCCAAAUCUGGAAUCGACUUUUUCAUCCUAGGAAACUGCCGUUUGGGUCGAAAAACUUUCUGAAUUAAUGAGCCCUUUAAAUAGCUGUCCAUUCAAGUUUUCUACUCGAGAUAUAGCUGAAUGUUGUAAGGCUAGGGGAGGCAGUAGUAGAUUUAAGAAAUUGUAUAACAGCCUGUAAACUAUUACUCUUAUUCUUCUAAAAUAAGUUUAUAUCUAGAUAGCACAACUCCCAGCGGAAAAUUUAACAUAACGAGAAUACAUGCUUCUUCA